GCAUUUCUGGGGAACGCUCUGAUCCUGAUUGCUCUCCGUAACGUAAGUUCUCUUUAUCCACCGACGAAACUGUUGUUUCAAUGCCUGGCAAUGACUGAUUUUGGCGUUGGUCUCACUUUGCAGCCAUUCUAUGCCAUCCACGUCUUAUACUCUGCGAUAAACGUCAACUGGGAUAUCUUUCUUUUUUUCCGGUAUAAGUUGGGCUUUGUCAAUUUGUCUUUGUGGAGUUUCCCUGUUCACAAAGACUACUCUAAGUGUGGAUUGACUUCUCGCCCUUUUAUUGAGGCUAAGGUAAAAGCACGUCGUAACACUAAAGCGAGUUCGUGUAGUUAUUUUCUGCUUUUGUUUAAUUUCUGUUUUGUGCAGAUUCAUGUUCUUGUUCUGGGAUAGAAACAUCGCCGUGGCAACACUCACAGUCUUGGGAAUGCUUACCAUCAUCACCUCACUUCUUUCUUACACCAUCAUAUUUAUCAAGCUGCGUCUACAUCAAGCUACUGUGCACCCUACUGUGCAAUGCGAUGUUCACCAUCAUGGGCAACCAACUGGAGGGGGAAUUCCGGCGUUGCGCAUAGCACAGUUUAAAAGAACCGUUACCGGCAUAGCUUUGGUGCAGUCGGCGUUAGUUAUAUGCUAUAUCCCAUUUGUUAUUUUAAAUGGGAUAUUUCUGUUGAAUAGCAUUCUUGCCAACAGUGAGGUUUUUUACAUGGCUGCGAAUCUUGUAAAUUCAACUCUCGUCUCAUCUCUUAACCCGUUCCUGCACUGUUGGAGGAUCACAAAAGUGAGCCAAGCCGUGAAGGCCACAAUUAAAAAGAUGUACUGUAUUUUUUUACGCUAAGUCUUUUAACCCUCCUCGGCGAUUUAUGGAGAAACAGUUUGAUUUUUUUGAAAAAUCGCUUUUCAAUCAAACGAGUAUAUGUUAAAAGAAGCAGUAGACAAAAGAAGGACUUACUAGGGACAUUAGCAGAUAACAUGGGGGACAAUUAUCGGUUGUUUCAUCUUUUAUGAAAUCGAUUUCAGGAAAUGCCAGCUAUAUAGUAAAUGUAAGCUCACGGUAUAUUGUUAAUGUGAGCCUUAUAGUACAUGUAAAUAAUGAAGAAGGGCUAAUUGUGACUAGAUAUAAAUGUUGGGGGCUGGUUGUACGAGCAACUCGCUCGCUAUCGAAGAGGUACUGAGAAUCUAAGAUCACAUCUUGGAGGACCUCCACAGGCUCGCUUACGUUCUUCUGCAACAGAUCCAAACAUUAUCGCCCCAACUUAACCGCUAGUUGAUCACCAAAGUGGGUUGACUCAAGCCUGCAUGGUUGAACAUGCCAAGUAUGCUUAAUUAACCCACGGAAGUUUGACAACCCUCGAGGCACUACCCAUUGAACUACUGAAUCAUGAACUACGAUAGAGGCAAAACCCAGCGUUGGACAAUUGCAAUCAAACCGAUUCCACGAUCGUAAAAGCAGUUUUCAAUGGCUUUAGCAAUCUUUGUUAAUAUUGUUAAAAUGUUCAACAUGAUGGAAGUGUAAGACAAAAGGGCGUUAAAGCUAUACAAGUCACGGCUGGCGGUCAAAGAGAUCUCCACAUCCCCUCAUUGCUCGAAAAGUACUCAUUCCUGAAGUUCUGUGUUUGAUUACACUUCCAGAGACGCACGUGCCGCAAGACUGACCGGACGCUUCAGCUAGCGCUCCGCGUUCUCGCAUAUGUGUAUUUGCAGUUAGGCUAGUUAAGAUCGUUUCUUUUUUCUUCGUUGACUAAUGGGAGUCACAGUGAAAGCGUUAAGAAGAGAAAACGAUAAUUUAAAGAGACAACUGAAUGAUCUGAAGAAGGAAUUUCAGUCUAUCAAGUUUAUCAGUAGUCUCUAGUCAUUGUUGUCAUGACAAUUUUAGUUUCUUUAGUUCUCUUGUUACUUUUAGCUGUAUUUCGUUGUAUUUAUUUCCUGUAAACAUGACCGGCGUAGAUUAGCUUAGCUACCCGCUGGCAUGUUAUUGAACUUUUACUUCAAAACACAAUGAAAUAAAAUGAAGCGAGGAAAGAGGCUUUGGAAGUGACCUUUUUUUCUUUUUGACUAUCUAGCCAACAAAAACUCUUUAAGGCCAGUACCACCUGACGUGCCUAGUGGCAUGCUUAAACUCAGUAGAAUAUGGGAUGACAUUUUACCAUUUAUCGCUUUCGUAAAUCCUUACACCUUUAGCAAUGUUGUAAGAGAAAACUACACAUAAAGUCAUGCAUUUGAAUCCAACUCAAGCAUCGGUCAGGUACCUGAGCCUCACUGGUGUUUAUUGAAAUCGUAUUUUGGUCAAUUUUUCACUUAAUUUCUUGCUAAGCUGGGCGAAUUAACAGAUGUCCCCUUUCUUCGACCUUAAAUGGGGUAAACCGACUCAGCCAAGCUGAUGGUGAGCAUUUUAAUAAGUUUCUCCACUUUGAAAUGUAUAUAUAAUUACUUUCUUUUUAAAACAGCGACGCCAUUUAAGUGUUCAAAAUUUCACUUUGAGUUAUUGUAAUUUUUUUUCUCUGAAAACAAUUGAGCGAAAAGAUAUAAUAAUAUCCAAAUUUAUAGCCCAUGGCUUUGGGGAAACUUCUGCCCUUGUAACCGGCAGUAGAUAGUCCUACUGCCUGAUCGUUUUUACCGAUUUUAGUUUAUUAAGCCUACAACUAGUAGGCUUAAAAACAUGCUGUUUACAGUGAAGGUCUAGAACUACGUAAAGGAGGAUGAGGAGGUGAGCGUUUGGGAGAUGGGACCUUAACUACAGUCUGUAAUGACGCACUACACGCCAGAAGAGCUAGUAUACAAAUGGAUUUACCAUAAUUAAAGCGUAAGGUUUUUAAGGAGCUGAUCUAAGCCUAAGGACAUGCAACAAUUAGAAAAAUGCAAAAUUGCGAGGAAAUAUAUUUCUACAAACAUAUAAUUGGCACGGUGGCUGUGAAUUCUAUUUUGCAAAUCAUAAAAUGUUAACUCUGUUUUUUAGAGCUUAAUGGCGCUGAUAUAUUGAAACAUUAAUACCGGAAAGCGGAGACAUUCACAUUUGAGUCUUAUUGAGAAGAAGUGCCACUGAUGAUGACAAUGGACAAAUAGCUGGUUGUUUUUCUGUAUCAUGCGGGUUGUAUCAUUUAUUCAAUACUACAAAUCUGUUUGCAAAAGCUACAGCACAUUCUACGUAUUUACUUGUCAUAAAUAUAGGUCGGUGCAUGCUACGUUAACAAGAACAAAUAAAUCGGCCAAGAAACAAAAGUCAACUAUCGCUUAAACGUGACACAGGAAAACUGUUAUAACUUCCUCUACGACGUGUGUACUAACAGGGUCUAGAAAGGUCAUGUCAUUUUUCAAAGUCUGAAUCUCGUCAGUAAAAUUUAACUUUCCAAAGGCUGAACCAUGUUAAUGAAAUCUACCCUUCCUGAAUCUGAUUCUGGCUUGCAAAAUGUCGCGCAGAAUGUUCUUGAUAGCGCAUCGGAUGUGUCUAAACUUCCAGCAGUAAACCAGAGGAACGAGGGAUGAACUCAAAUAUAACAGCGUGUGAGUGUAAAUUGACAUAUCUUCCCCCACCUCAUUUCUCCGUGUCUCCAAGAUCACAAUAGCGAUUGGCAAAUGGCAGGCCAAAAACAACAGAUAGGCGUAAAAUGUAGCAACUGCUGUUUUUCUCACUCUUUCAAAAUUUGAUCGGUUUUCUUCGUUCGGUGCCACUGCUUGGGCUGGCUGUGCAUGAACUUGAACGGUGUGGCGACGUACGACUAUGUAAAUCUUGAAAUAUAUUAGACCCAUAGUAAGAAGACAAACCAAUGCCACAGUCACCGAUGCAAGGUUACAAACAUAUCCACCGCUCAAAACACCGGUUAGAGCCAGGAAAGCACUGAGAAGCCAGCUUAAGAUCACUGCAGCUACAACACGCUUGUACGUCACAAAUUCUUGGUAGGUGAGAAGUUCCUGGUGUUUGAGGUGAAGGUGGAUAGCAAGGAAUCUGUCAACGCUGAUAGCUGUGACACCGAAGAAUGAAGCAUAACCAAGGGUGCGUCCUAUGGGGUGCAGAGCUCUAUCUAUAUCUUUGUAAGUUUCCUGGUCGUCAGUUUGUUGUAUUUUCAUAAUCAUGCGAGCGAUGUACAAAGGCUGGACAGCUAAACCAAUGCCAAGAUCAGAAAUAGCCACGCUGAGGAUCAAUGCUUUUAGAGUCUUUGGCAGUGAUGAAGACCUUCGCAGCGCGAAUAUUAAGACAAUGUUCAACAUGAUUGUUGUGUAACAUGAGACGGAAUUGACUACGAGGUUUAUGAUGAGGCGGGGAAAGAAAUCUGCUGCCUCUUUCAUUGUGUAUUAUAACUUCCUUUUUCCAAGAGAACGGGAGCGGAGUCAGGAAGGCAUGCUCUUGAAUGAGUUUAUGUUUAUGAGGAAGACGUCGGAUGAAGCUCUCUCCCUCCACGAACGCCUCUUUUGUUACUCUUUCCUCCUUACUCAGCUGACGUUUUGAAUAAUAUGUUGGGAACUGGGGUAAAUUUGGACGUUAAAAGAUUUUAAAACCCCUGAACGUCAAGGCAAUUAAUAUUAAAGGCGCAUCGCUAAUAAACAUCCGUCGUUUUAAGGUCGUUUGCAUGAUCCUGUUUUUUUUCACGUUUCGUUUAGUGGCAUGGUUUCCGUUAGCAGAAUUCAAAGUUAAAGCCCUUCCUAGAAACCUCAGAAAAACGAAUAAACAAGAAGAUUAGUUAAACUUUAUAUUUUCCACAGUCUUGCUAGAAGUGUACGUUUAUUCCAGAGAAAGAAGAUUAGUGCUCAUCUUAAAAAAAAAAGAAAUUUACAAAAUGAUAGAUCACCAUACUCGGUUAAAAGAAAAUGAAGAUUUAUCUCUCUAGGGAGCGCCAGCCUCAAGGCAAAAGGCGCCAUGUUUUGAUAAUGUGCGCGGUCUAAUCAUCUGAUGCCAGUAAUUAUAAGUAGUAAGGAUGUGCAAUGUAAUAAUAAGGAAAAAACUCAACCGUUCUAUGUCUCGUGAUCCAGACUAAUGAAGGACGAGUGAAUCAAAUGAUGCGAACGUAGAUUGUAAAAAUUCAGCUUUUGUUAAGAUAACAGAAAUGUUUGUACUUGAAACAUGCUUUAUCAUGCUUGAGAAAAAGAAAUAAAUAAAUAAAAAUUACAAAAAAAAAACGGGUUAAAUCCAUCGGAAAAAUUAAACUAAUUCAACAGAUGCUUCUAAUCUGUAAUAUUAAGUUACACCCUCCGGCUCCACCUCUGUUUUUUGCCAGGCCACACUCAUUAUGAGGCAACAAAUAAUUCGCAGGGCUUCCAGUGGGUUAAUGUAUUGUUUGUGUAAAUGCGUUUUUUGUAGUAUUCAGCAAUUUCCAUGUAAUUAGCUCUUAAAGAAGCGGUAUGUCAUACCGCGUUACAAUAAUUAUAUAACUUGUGCGCCGACUCAAGGUUAAAUUUGAUAUGAACUUUUUCUCUGACAUUUUGCCCUUCCAGUUCUGCUUGUCAAAGGUAUAACACCUCAGCAUCACCAAUAUCGAUGCUUUUUAAAGCAGAUUGGUGAAAAGAUUUAAGGGCAUGAUCAUAUGUAUGAUAUAACGUGCUGGUACUUUAACAACUGCUCCCCACUACUUCAGGAGAAAGCGUACAGGUGCACCAAAUGAUGAUUGAAAUUUGGAUAGUAGAGGCUUUUUUAGGUUUAAUAGGAAACGGAGGAAGUAGCAAAUAAUCACAGGUACCCCAAGCUCACGAUAAAAAAUCGUUGUUACGUAACAAAACUAUUAUAUGGGUUUUGUAUGGGGAUAUUAGCGAUCGUUAUUUAGGACACUAAAAUAGAAAUGAAAAUACUUCAAAACUUCUUACCUACCUUUCCUGUUUUAUUCAUGGUAUGUUCUUAGCAUCGCAUGGAGAGAGCAGGUGAACAACUGCAGAACUAAGACUCGCUAGAACCGCGCUGAAAUGGCCAGAAAUGCUGGGAACAUACCAUGAAUAAAACAAGCAGGCAAGUUAAGAAGUUUUGACGUAUUUUUAUUUUUUAUUUUAGUGCCCUGACUAACUAUCGCUAAAAUCCCCUAACCAACCUUUACGCAACAACGAUUCUGAUCUCACUCCGGAGCUUGGGGUACCUGUGGCGUAACUAGUCGUAAAUUGAAUGUGGUGCGGAGUUAUAUCAAGAUGGAUUUUAAUUUUCGAUUUUAGCUGCAGCUAAUCUACACGGCUUCAUUAACCAUUCUAAAAUGUUUUAUCUGCCUUCAAGCCAAUGACUGAAUGAUUUUGCAAUCGCUGCCUUGUGAUAAAAAAUUAAUUGUCUUUUCAGCGCCAUAUCAUGAUAUGAAAUAGCACUGCUACUGAUGUGUUAGAAAUCUCACAGCAAACACAAGACAAUCUAAAUUUUUAUACUUUCUUGAUAGAAGCAAAAUAACUUAAACUUCUGUUGUAUUUUACCACUAAAAGGAAAAGAAAUUGAUCCUUGUGUUAAUUAUAAAACUGUUUUUGAUUAUUGAAAACAUUCUCUCUUGUUGAAAAUGCAAGUGUUCGUUUUCUUUACAGGCUCAGAGUUUUGGGGCAAUAAUAAAAAAAAGAUAUAUAUUUAUUCAUGACUGAACUUCCAGGUGAUUCCUAUUGUUUCAUCUCCCCAAGCCUUGGGGUGACGUGUGAAUUAUUGCAGUGGUCUGGCUAACGACCUCGUUUCCAGAGUCCUUAAACUCGACUUCCUCUUUUGAACGAAAACGAGGUUGAUUGAGUAUUCCUAAGCUCAUUAAUAAUUCAAGAAAAAGAAAAUAGAAACAAGGAAAUCAUUACCGUAACGAAGGUUGGAAAAAAUUAAUUACCACAAAGUUUUGCGGACUUUUAUUGCUUUGAAGUUUUUUCAAGAAUUAUUGUUCAUUGAGAAGUUGUAUCAAACACAACAUUUAGUGUUUUAUCUGAUAUCCAGACGCCUUUAAGCCUGGUUUCCAUAUGAUUGUCCGGAUCGUCCCGAUCGUCCCAGUCGUCUCAAAAAAUGUUCAGACGAUCGGGACGAUUAUAUGGAAACGCUACCCAGACGAUCGCAAUCGACCCGGACGACUGAGACGACCUCGAUCGCUUGGAUAGAGUUGAGUUCUAUCCGGACGAUCGGGACGAUCACGUCAAUUUUGAAGCGAUCAUAUGGAAACGCUCUCAGACGACUGAGACGAUCGGGACGAUCGAAGGCUAUCCCAGAAGUCAUCGCUUUUUUUCCAGUAAUAGAGAAUAAAUUCGCCCCGGAUGGCGCUGAAGCCGAAAAACUAAUACACAAAUGUUCGCAGCGCUUAUGGGGUUAUUUGAAAUUAGAGAAAGUCCGUGACAUCAAGUUUUCGAAGAGAUACUAUGUCUUCGGAGAACUCUUCUAGCUUCUCAAUGCCGCAAAAUCAAGAGAAAAAGCAGAUACCAAGGUAAGGUUCGCUUUACAAAUAAAAAUCAUCCAUUUAUGUGGCUUGUUUGCAAAACACGCGCAAAAAUUCUAUUGUCUGACCCAGAGACAUCGCUGACGACACGGCGUCUCUUGCCUUUGAGGCGAUCGAGACGAUCAUAUGGAAACUACCAAUCGUCCCAGUCGUCCGGAUCGUCUCGAAAUAUUUUGAAACGACUGGGGCGAUCGGGACGAUCCGGACGAUCAUAUGGAAACCAGGCUUAAGUCGCUCCUUUCUUUAAUGAUGUUCGGCUCAGCCUAGUACCUAGCCGUUCUCAGCUCGAUCAAUCCUCGACUCUACGUAGGCUGUGACGUCACCGAGAAGGACUUUUCCGAGACUUGGUCUCUUGCCCACCCUUUCCGAGACUUCGCGUGGACACUGGGGCAAAAGGGAACUGGUCUUUAAUCAUGGUAAUUGCCACUAGCGUUACAAAUAAUGCUAAUCCGGCAAUGGAGCGGCUAGCGGUCACUCAAUUACAUGGUAUCCGAAAAAAUGAAAAACCAACGAUGUAAAUGCCAUUAUUAUGUUGAAUUAGUAGACACUCUUCGGAUGAAUUCUGGGUACGAUGAAGAACUAACAACGUCAGCUGACAACGCGUUCCAUACGGGGAUUGCUCUUACACAAAAAGAGCGUUUGUAAGCGUCAACUUAAGAGGAUCGGAGUCUGAUCUUAAAGUCGUGACUGGCUCUUGUACGGCCAUAUGCGGGCAUGGAGAUGAGGUCAUAGGGAAGGAAGAUGUUGACUUGACCUCAAUGUAUUUUAUAAAACAUGCCGAGACCGCAUAUCCUGGGCCUUGACUGCAGUGAAGGCCAGUUCAAAUCAGCUCUAUUGAUGAAACGCUACUAUAGUUGAAGUAAUAUAUCAAGAAUGAGACGCAGUAUUUCAUCACCAGAUGAAACACAGCUAAACACCGAGAAGAGAGUUGAAAAUACGACGCGCAGCGGAAUAUUUUUGGCAAACUUCGAGGUGUUUCAUCUGGUGAUGAAUGCUUGAUAUUACUUCUCAAACAAAAGGAUUUUAGAAGGAGAAAUUAAGGAUGCAAAAAUGAGCAGUUUUUCAUCUUAUUUCCAAACACUCAUUAAACAUUAAUUUUAUUUGUAUUUUCUUUACGAAUUAUUAAUGAGUUUAAGGUUUCAGAGUCUCAGACUGUCUUGGAUUACCUUACGUGGGGCCAUAUAUCUUUCAUUUGUUUUUGGCCUUCCAGCAAAAAAAUGGAACCGGUGUGUACAGGUAUUAACAUUGUUAUUAAUUAUUUGGUUGAUCUUUAUCCAUUAAUUAUUUUUAUUUAAGAGUUUCAAAAUUUCCCGAAGAAUACUUUUGAUGGCGUAUCGAAUAUGUCUCAUCUUCCAACAGUAAAUCAGAGGAUUGAGGGAAGAAUUGAGAAACAACAAUGUCAAAGUAUAGAGAGACAAAUGUUCUACCACCCCGGAUUUUUCAUUGCUACCUUUUGCAGCCGUAGCAAUUGCAAGGGUAUUUGGUAAAUAACAAGCCACAAAAAUUAGGUUCACCAAAAAUGAAACUCGCGCAGCCUUCAAAGACGAGUUCAAGAAAUGUGAAUCAGAUGUUCUACCACGUUGAGAGAUGACGGGUGCGGCUUGAAGUGUUUGGAUUUGAGUUUUGUGGCGUCGCGCCACUGACCAAAUCUUGUAAUAAAGAGAUACUGUACCGAUGGAGCAAAGAGCAACAAUAGCUACAGCAAAGACGACUCUUACAGUUUUUGGAAUCCAGACACUCGCCAUCGAAGUAAAAGCACUGAAAAGCCAAAUCAGGAUCGCAAGAGCAACGACACGCCUGUGGGUCACAAGUUCAUUGUAUCGGAGAUGAAGACGAAUCGCCAAGAAUCGGUCCACAGUAAGGGCUGAAACACCAAGGAAAGAAGCAUAAAAGAAAACAACGCCUGUUUUGUGUAUUGCGCUGCAAAUAUUAAGGUACGAGUUGCUGUCAGUGUCUGCUUGCAACUCCAUGGCAAGACGUGAUAUAUGCAAAGGCUGGACAACCAAACCGAUUCCAAGAUCAGAAACGGCCAAACUCAAAAGCAGUGUUUUUAAAGGCUUGGGCAAAGAAAAAGUCUUUCUCAGCGCCAGAAUUGUUAAAAUGUUCAACAUGAUGGCAGUGUAAGACAAAAAGGCGUUAAAGAUACAGGUCACGGCGCGCGAUGUAAAGAGACCUCCAGAUUCCGUCAUUCUUUGAUUAUAGUUCAAAAAGUUAUGGAGGUCGACUAUUUUCGCCUUGUUAUUCUUCUGUCUAGCGAAAAACUGUUCUAAGGUUAAUCACCGGCUGUGUUCAUCAACAACACACGCACGCAUUGGUUAGGGACACGGGCCUCACCGCGCGGGGGAGUUCAAUUCAACGUCUUGCCGAGCUGGGCAAUUAACGAGAUGUCUGUAUAUUUUUUUUUCUUGUAAUCCAUAAGUCGACCUUUAAUAAUUGCCAGCCGAGCUGAUCAUAAUGAUGGACUGAGCAUUUCAAGUUUCUCCUAGUAAGGCACCAUACUUACUUACUUUCUUUUUUUUUUUUAUGUAAGAAAAUUAGUGUUUAAAAUUUCAGUUUGGGUUGGUGUCAUUUGCUUUCUUUCUGUCUUUCGCUAGAUACAAAUUUUAUAGCACCGCUUAGAAUGCAUUUCUAGAUAUCUAAAAGUACCGUCGAUAGCCUAAAAAGUGUUUUCAAUGUAUGUGGGAGGGAACCGUCGUUGGGUGCCCCUGAAGUUAAAGCCCUUCCUAGAAGCCUCAGAAAAACGAAUAAACAAGAAGAUUAGUUAAACUUCAUAUUCUCCACAGUCUUGCUAGAAGUGUAUGUUUAUUCCACAGAAAGAAGAUUAGUGCUCAUCUUAAAAAAAGAGAAGUUUACAAAAUGAUAGACCACCAUACUCGGUUAAAAGAAAAUGAAGAUUUAUCUCUCUAGGGAGCGCCAGCCUCAAGGCAAAAGGCGCCAUGUUUUGAUAAUGUGCGCGGUCUAAUCAUCUGAUGCCAGUAAUUAUAAGUAGUAAGGAUGUGCAAUGUAAUAAUAAGGAAAAAACUCAACCGUUCUAUGUCUCGUGAUCCAGACUAAUGAAGGACGAGUGAAUCAAAUGAUGCGAACGUAGAUUGCAAAAAUUCAGCUUUUGUUAAGAUAACAGAAAUGUUUGUACUUGAAACAUGCUUUAUCAUGCUUGAGAAAAAGAAAUAAAUAAAUAAAAAUUACAAAAAAAAAACGGGUUAAAUCCAUCGGAAAAAUUAAACUAAUUCAACAGAUGCUUCUAAUCUGUAAUAUUAAGUUACACCCUCCGGCUCCACGCCUGUUUUUUGCUAGGUCACACUCAUUAUGAGGCAACAAAUAAUUCGCAGGGCUUCCAGUGGGUUAAUGUAUUGUUUGUGUAAAUGCGUUUUUUGUAGUAUUCAGCAAUUUCCAUGUAAUUAGCUCUUAAAGAAGCGGUAAGUCAUAUCGCGUUACAAUAAUUAUAUAACUUGUGCGCCGACUCAGGGUUCAAUUUGAUAUGAACUUUUUCUCUGACAUUUUGCCCGUCCUUCUGCUUGUCAAAGGUAUAACACCUCAGCAUCACCAAUAUCGAUGCUUUUUAAAGCAGAUUGGUGAAAAGAUUUAAGGGCAUGAUCAUAUGUAUGAUAUAACGUGCUGGUACUUCAACAACUGCUCCCCACUACUUCAGGAGAAAGCGUACAGGUGCACCAAAUGAUGAUUGAAAUUUGGAUAGUAGAGGCUUUUUUAGGGUUAAUAGGAAACGGAGGAAGUAGCAAAUAAUCACAGGUACCCCAAGCUCAAGAAAGAAAAUCGUUGUUACGUAACAGAACUAUUAUAUGGGUUUGUAUGGGGAUUUUAGCGAUUGUUAUUUAGAACACGAAAAUAGAAAUGAAAAUAAAUCAAAACGUCUCGCCUUGCCUCCCUGUUUUAUUCAUGGUAUGUUCGUAGCAUCGCAUAGAGAGAGCAGAACUAAAACUCGCUAGAAUCGCGCUUAAAUAGCCAGAAAUGCUAGGAUCAUACCAUGAAUAAAACAAGCAGGCAAGGUAAGAAGUUUUGAGGUAUUUUUAUUUUUUAUUUUAGUGCCCUGGCUAACUAUCGCUAAAAUCCCCUAACCAACCUUUAUAAUAUUUCUGUUUUCUGUUACGCAACAACGAUUCUCAGUCUGGAGCUUGGGGUACCUGUGGCGUAACUAGCCGUAAAUUGCAUGUGGUGUGGGGUUAUAUCAAGAUGGAUUGUAAUUUUCGAUUUUAGCUGCAGCUAAUCUACGUGGCUUCAUUAACCAUUCUAAAAUGUUUUAUUUGCCUUCAAGCCAAUGACUGAAUGAUUUUGUAAUCGUCUGCCUUGUGAUAAAAAAUGAAUUGUCUUUUCAGCGCCAUAUCAUGAUGUGAAAUAGCACUGCUACUGAUGUGUUAGAAAUCUCACAGCAAACACAAGACAAUAUAAAUUUUUGCACUUCGAUAGAAGCAAAAAUAAAUUAAUGUUCUGUUGUAUUGUACCACUAAAAGAAAAAGAAAUUGAUCCUUGUGGUAAUUAUAAAACUGUUUUAUUGGAAAUGCAAGUGUUCGUGGUAUUUACAGGCUCAGAGUUUUGGGGCAAUAAAACAAAAGAUAUACAUAUAUUCAUGACUGAACUUCAAGGUGAUUCCUAUUGUUUCAUUUCCCCAAGCCUUGGGGUGACGUGUGAAUUAUUGCAGUGGUCUGGCUAACGACCUCGUUCCCAGAGUCCUUAAACUCGACUUCCUCCGUCGAACGAGAACGUGCUUGAUUGAGUAUGCCUAAGCUCAUUAAUAAUUCAUAAAAAGAAAACAAAACAGGGAAUCAUUUUCGUAACGAAGUUUGGAAAAAAAUUAAUUACCAUAAGAUUUUGCGAACUUUUAUUGCUUUGAAUCAAUGUUUAUUGAAAAGCUGUAUUAAACACAACAUUUAGUGUUUUUUCUGAUAUCCAGACGCCUUGAGCUGAGAAUUUAGGACAUGAUCACACAGAAUGCAUUUGCUUGAUAUUUUAUCAACUUCUCCUCACUACUUCUAUAGUAAAUGAAUAGGGGCGACAAAGGAGAAUUUUAAUUUUGAUUCUUUGGUUUAAAGGGUUAAGGAUGAUGACGUUGAUCACUCCGUCCUCAUGAUCUUUCCUGCAUUAUAAUACUUAAUAACAAAUCGUGCAUCAUUCCUAAUUUAAAAUUAAUAUUAUGAUAAUUAUAGAAAACGAAGAACUUUUAAUUUAUAGGCUACAGGUCUACGAGGUUGUCUGCAUACUAUCGUUUUUAGAUUAAAGUUCUAACUUCUGCUAAUUUUUUGUCACCCAAAUAAAACUGCAAUUUAUAACACAAACCUAAUAGCAAAAGUUACAGUACUUUUGGCGUUUUUAUAUGUAAUAAAGGACGAAUAAGGCCAUCAACAAUGAAUAAAUCGGGAAACAAACAAAUGUUUAGGCUAUCGUUCAAAUAUGACACGGGAAAACUGUUAUAACUUCCUGCACGAUGCGUAUACAGACUAGAAAGGUCAUGUCAUUUUUCAAAGGCUGAAUCAAGUUAGUAAAAUUUAGCCUUCUUGAAUAUGAUUCUGACUUGCGAAUAUGUUGCGCAGAAUGUUCUUGGUAGCGCAUCGGAUGUGUCUAAACUUCCAGCAGUAAACCCCAGGAAAAAAGGAUGAACUCAAAUAUAACAGCGUCCGAGCGUAAAUUAAGAAAUGUUCUCUCAUCUUAUUCACCUGUCUGACCAGGAUCACAAUAGCGAGUGGCAAGUGGCAGACCAAAAACAACAGAUAGACGGUAGGUUUAGCCUUCCUGAAUCUGAUUCUGACUUGCGAAUAUGUUGCGCAGAAUGGUCUUGAUAGCGCAUCGGAUGUGUCUAAACUUCCAGCAGUAAACCAGAGGAACGAGGGAUGAACUCAAAUAUAACAGCGUUCGAGCGUAAAUUAACAAAUGUUCCCCCACAUUAUUCAUCCGUGUGGCUAGGAUCACAUGCACAAUAGCGAUUGGCAAAUGGCAGGCCAAAAACAACAGAUAGACGUAAUAUGUACCAACCGCUGUUUUUCUCACUCUUUCAAAAUUCGAUCGGUUUUCUUCGUUCGGUGCCACUGCUUGGGCUGGCUGUGCAUGAACUUGAACGGUGUGGCGACGUACGACUAUGUAAAUCUUGAAAUAGAUUAGACCCAUGGUAAGGAGACAAACCAAUGCCACAGUCACCGCUGCAAGGUUACAAACAUAUGUACCGCUGAAAACACCGGUAAGAACCAGGAAAGCACUGAGAAGCCAGCUUAAGAUCACUGCAGCUACAACACGCUUGUAUGUCACAAAUUCUUGGUAGGUGAGAAGUUCCUGGUGUUUGAGGUGAAGGUGGAUAGCAAGGAAUCUGUCAACGCUGAUAGUUGUGACACCAAAGAAUGAAGCGUAACCAGGGGUUCUUCCUAUGAGGCGCAGAGCUCUAUUUAUACCGUUAUAAGUUUCCUGGUCGUCAGUUUGUUGUAUUUUCAUAAUCAUGCGAGCGAUGUACAAAGGCUGGACAGCUAAUCCAAUGCCAAGAUCAGAAAUAGCCACGCUGAGGAUCAAUGCUUUUAGAGUCUUUGGCAGUGAUGAAGACCUUCUCAGCGCGAAUAUUAAGACAAUGUUCAACAUGAUUGCUGUGUAACAUGAGAAAGAAUUGACUACGACGUUUAUGAUGAGGUAGGGAGAGAAAUCUCCUGCCUCUUCCAUUGUGUAUUAUAACUUCGUUUUUCCAAGAGAACGGGAGCGGAGUCAGGAAGGCGUGCUUUCUUGAAUGAGUUUACGUUUAUGAGGAAGACGUCGGAUGAAGGACUCUCUCCCUCCACGAACGCCUCUUCUUAGAGGUGUUCAAAACCGGCGUCCAGAUGGCCUUGAAAGAUGCAACAAGGAACUGCUUAAUUAUAAGGAUCGAAAAAAGGUCCUAAAACUCACAUGAUGUAACCUUAUUGCUGACGUUUUGAAACAUGUUACAAACUGGGGUAAAUUUGGACUUUUAAUAAUUUGAAAACCUCUGAACGUCAAUGCAAUUAUAUUAAAAGUCCAUUUCCAAUAAACAUUCGUCGUUUAAAGGUGGCCUGCGUUAUCCUGUAUUUUUUUCACAUUUUGUUUAGUCAAAUGGUGUCCGUUAGCACAAAAUAAAAAUUACAGUCCUCCCUAGAAGCCUCAGAAAAACGAAUAAACGAAAAGAUUAGUUUAACUUCGUAUUCCCCAUCUGUCUCGCUUGAAGUCUACGUUUAUUCUAGAGAAAGAAAAUUAAUGCUCAUCCCAAAAAAGAGAAGCAAAAUGAUAGAUCACUAUACUCGUUUAAAAGAAAAUGAAGAUUAUAUCCCUAGGGAGCUCCAGCUUUAAGAUGAAAGGCGCCAUGUCAUAAGCCCGUGAAGAAGCGGUAUGUCAUACCACGCUACAAUAACUUGUGUGCUGUCAAGGUUAAAUUUGUUAUUAACUUUUCUCUGACAUUAACUUUUAUCUUGAUAUUAACUUUUCUCUGACAUUGCUUGUCACUCUGCUUGUCAAAGGUAGAACACCUCCGUUUUUAACCCAUCAAGAGUGAUCAGCAUCACAUUUCUCCUUGCAAUAUUGGUGACAAGAAUUAAGGGUAUGAUCAAAAAAGAUAUGAUGUGCUGAUACUUCAACAACUGCUCCCCACUACUUCAGGGAAAACGGGGCAGGAAAUGAGAAUUUAAAUUUUGAUAUUAGGGGCUUUUUUAGGGUUAAUAGGAAACGAAAGAAGUAGCAAAUGAUUAAUUUGCAAAUGUAACUACAUGUAGUCGUAAAUUGUAUGCGGCGCUGGGUCACAUCCAUCUGAAUUUGGAAGUUUACAUGUAAAAUUUUCGAUUAACAUUCAGCUGAAGUUAAUCUAUGUCACGGUGGCUACGUUAACUGUUCUCAUUAAAAUGUUUUAUACAACCAUUGUCUUCAAGCCGAUUACUGAAUGAUUUUUUAACUGUCCGCCUUAUGAUAAAAAAUUAAGUGUCUUGUCAGCGCCAAAUCAUGAUGUGAAAUAAUACUGCUAGUGUGAUGUUUUGUAAUCUCGUAGCAAACACAAAACUAUUUUUGCACUUCUAUAAAUGCAAAAGUAAAUUUUUUAAACGUCUAUGGUAUUGUACUGCUACCAAAACAAUAUUUUGGCGUCUGACGUAUAAUUGUCACUUUGAAUUAUCACUUUGAAUAAUCAGCAAUUAAGGCUGAACAGUCAUAAAGGAGGGUUUUCUAGCCUACUGGCCCAAUAUUUGUUAUUAUGAGAGUACAGGAUAUAUAACUGAAAGGCAGUCGCGCCCUUUAGAUGGGAAACUCAACCGAAGAUAGAAACGCUAUCUCUUCCGAGGUAUUUAAUCUGGCGACAGUGAUCAUAUUUUGCUCUCUUAAUAUUCUUCUUUCCAUCACGGCAUCGGUGGGCAACAUUCUGAUCCUGAUUGCUCUUCGCAAGGUAACUUCUCUUCAUUCACCAACGAAACUGUUGUUUCAAUGCCUGGCGAUCACUGAUCUUGGCGUUGGUCUCAUUUCGCAGCCACUCUAUGCCAUCUUCAUCUUUCUGAUAAACUUCAACCUUUGGAAUAUCAUCUCUAUUCUCCACGAUAUAACUUGGGGGUUAUCAAUUUGUCUUUCUGGAGUUUCCGUGCUCACAACGACUGCUCUAAGUGUGGACAGACUCUCGCCCUUUUGUUGAAGCUACGGUACAGGCACGUUGUGACACUGAAGCGAGCUCGUGCAGUUGUUUUCUGCUUUUGGUUAAGUCCUGUUUCGGGCAUUUUCAUGUUCUUGGUCUGGGAUACAAACAUCGCCUUGACAGCAAUUUCAGUCUCGGUAAUGCUUUGUAUCGUUACCUCACUUCUUUCUUACACCAUCAUAUUUAUCAAGCUGCGUCUACAUCAAGCUACUGUGCACCCUACUGUGCACCCUACUGGGCAAUGCGAUGUUCACCAUCAUGGGCAACCAAUUGGAGGGGGAAUUCCGGCGUUGCGCAUAGCACAGUUUAAAAGAACCGUUACCAGCAUAGGUUUGGUGCAGUCGGCGCUAGUUGUAUGCUAUAUCCCAUUUGUUAUUGUAAAUGCGAUGUUACUUUUGAAUAACGUUCUUGCCAACCUUGAGGUUUCUUUCAUAGCGUCUCUUGUAUAUCCAACUCUCGUCUUCUUAAACUCAUCUCUUAACCCGUUCCUGUAUUGUUGGAGGAUCAAAGAAGUGAGGCAAGCCGUGAAGGCCACAAUCAAACAGUUGUAUUGUAAUUGUUUACGCUGA
Porites lobata is the source of this 16529-nucleotide messenger RNA. NCBI's taxonomy places the organism in Eukaryota, Metazoa, Cnidaria, Anthozoa, Scleractinia, Poritidae. The record is from the annotation of a GenBank genome assembly.